Molecule: messenger RNA, 9819 nt
Organism: Sphaeramia orbicularis (orbiculate cardinalfish)
Lineage: Eukaryota; Metazoa; Chordata; Actinopteri; Kurtiformes; Apogonidae
Gene: mgaa
Product: MAX dimerization protein MGA a
Exons: 26
Coding region: 929-9379 (2816 amino acids)
Biological process (GO): cell fate specification; regulation of transcription by RNA polymerase II; positive regulation of DNA-templated transcription
Cellular component (GO): nucleus; chromatin
Molecular function (GO): RNA polymerase II cis-regulatory region sequence-specific DNA binding; protein dimerization activity; DNA-binding transcription factor activity, RNA polymerase II-specific
Source: RefSeq, a predicted model, not a curated record
CAAAACCAUUUAUUACACCAUUCACUGCAGCUUUAAACCCCGUUUUCUCCUGUUUUUGUCUGUUUAUCGGCGUAUUUUUUUGUAUAGUUUAUUCCGUGUUAGAUGGGACUGAAUGUUUCCCUAAACCCUGGUCCAGAUCCUGACCGGGUCCAGGUCCAGUUUCGGGGGUUUAUCUGAUCAAACCGGGCCCGUUAAUGACCCGUUUUCCGUCUCUACCUGCGGACCUUCAUCAUCCUCAUCUUCCUUUGUGUGAUUCCAACAUGGCGGAUGAAGAACCGACAACCGGAGACUAACGGAGACGAACAGAGCCAUGAACCGACCUCCGUCCCCGGUCCCAGCCCGUUAACCCCGGCUUUAACCCUUUAUUAACCCGCCACGUCCAUUUUAAGCCCCGUCGUCCUUUCGUCCUCCUGCGGCUGUUGGUCCGGAAUCAACCCGGGCUAACUGUCCGUUCUCCCGGGUUAAAUGCUCCGUUUGGUCCUGUUCCUGUUUUCGUCCACAGAACUCGGACUCAACCCGAACCCGGUCCACAAACCCCGGGACAUGUAGAAUCUGUCCACGGAGCCGGAGGGAGACCCAGCUCGGCUCGGCUCAGUUUGAACCAGGUGGCGGCAACAAGAUGGCGGCCGAGGGAGGCUGCGCAGAACCGGGAAGAACAAGAAGAAGAAGACGAAGACGGGCGGUGACGUCCAGGGUAAGGGCACCACCGCAUGCAGCUCCCCCCCCCGCACCAAACACCCACCAGGCCGGAGCCACGGGCCGCCGAGCCCCCUGAAAACACACCGGAAAACCCCACCGGUCCGACCGCACUAACCGACACCGUCGAACCGGUCCACGAGUCCGACCGAGGAGAAGGAUGCUGACCUGAAGCAUUGCCGAUGUUUAAAAAGUGGAUCUCUGCCGUUGUUUCGAUGUCUCUGACCCGUUCAUGGCCUCUAAGAAGAAGCAAAAAGGCAUGGUAUUCCGUCAAGAAGGGGCAUCCACCCCUGCAGCUGCCAACCAUCCUCCUGGACACUUCAGGAUGGAACAGGGCAGCCAGGUCACCAGUGUGGAUGGAGGCGUCCCGGGUAAACCUAACAUGCAUCCGGCAAAGGAAGCCCGACUUCCUGCUGGGAAUCAUCCAUCCAGCUCAAGUGUCCAAUCAGAAAACCUGCCCCCUGAGAGCACCUCCAAAGGCAUCACUGUCAUUCUAGAUAACAACAGUAUGUGGAACGAGUUCUUCAGGUGCAAAACAGAAAUGAUUUUGACUAAACAAGGUAGUAGAAUGUUCCCCUACUGUCGUUUUCGCAUCUCCGGCUUACAUCCAUCCAAAAAGUACUGCCUGGUCAUGGACGUCCAGGCUGUGGACAACAGUCGGUACAAAUGGACCGGGAAAAGCUGGCAGGUUGCAGGAAAGGCCGACGGUCACGUGAAGAGUCCGCCUUUUGCACAUCCAGAGUGUCCUUCAACAGGUCAACACUGGAUGCAGAGUCCGGUGUCCUUUUAUAAGCUCAAACUCACUAACAACACUUCAGACCAAGACGGGAACACUAUCCUGCAUUCGAUGCACCGCUACCUACCCCGACUACAUGUCGUCCAAACUGAAAAAGCUGCUGAAGACAUUAAACUAAAUUCACCCAGCGUGGUCACGUUCACUUUCCCUCAGACCGAGUUCAUGGCUGUCACUGCAUACCAGAACACACAGUUUACCCAGUUGAAAGUGGAUUACAAUCCGUUUGCUAAAGGACUGAAGGAGGACGGUUCUAGUUCAUGGAGCCUGAAGCCGAAACUGAAUUCUAGCAAAGACACCAACCAACCCGCCAAACAAACAACGACCGCUGAGCAACAUCCUGUUAAAAAGAGCUUGAAGUCUUUACUCGCAAACCAUAAGCCCAGGAGCUCAAAGGCAGCAGAGCAGAAACCGACCGUGACGAGUGACUAUAAGAAGAAUUCAGCUACCAACAGUGACCAGUCAACUGCCAAGAUCAGUGGGGAAACAUCAUGCAGUUCACGUCCUGCGCAGAAGUUGUUCUCUGAACUCAUUCGAGAGGCUCAUGUCACACUGCAGAGAUGCAACCUGGAGCAGCUGGGAUUGAAUAUCACUCCUUGCAUAACUGAGCAAACCAACACUAAGAAAGACAAUCUACCAAACCAGGCUACAAAGGGCAGUCCAUCGGUCAAAACGCUGCCUGUAAAGAAAGGUGACACGGUUGUCACAAGAAGGAAAGCUGGUAGAGACAAGCAGCCUUCCAAGGACAGUCCAAGGACCGGCUGUAUGAAGGCCAACAGUCAGACCGCUGCUCCAAAAGUAUUGCACAAAACCUCUGUGGAUUCUGACCGAGAAUGUAAACAUGAAGCUUCAUCAGAAGUGAAGCUUCAGAAACGUCCAGCCCCACUUCCUCUACCAGCCCUUGCUCUUUUUUUGAAGCAGCAUUCAACGAAAUCUAAGAAGGCCAAAAGCAAAUCAGAGUCUCCACACUCUCUGCUGGAAGUCAAACCAGAACUUUUGCCUGAAAAAUUAAACUCUCCUUCAGCUUCUACAUGUCGACCCUCUAAAACUGGUUCCUUAAAGGAUCUCAGUGGUCCUAUUGAAAAACAAACCACAAAUCUUCAUUCAGAUGACUCUGCUCUGGUACAAACAGAUCAGCUGUUCAGUCCACUAUAUCAAGAUGCAGUAGAACCUACAGAACCACAAAGAGCUACAGCUACACAUCAUAUGGAAUCGGUCAUAGUUCCUGAAAGCCACGUUCCAGAGCCAUCAGUGCCCAAUGCUACACCAGUGUUACCCAACUCAGAUCAGCCAUUUUGUGCCCUUGGUACAUCUAUGUCCACCAUUUCACCAACUCCUGCUACCUCUUCCACAUCUCCAGUGUCGUCAACACUGCUCGACAGUACAGUAUUAACCACGCCAGAUAUUCCACAAACAGACCUCACGGAGUCAACCACACUACCCCCAGGUUCCCCCUCAAUGACUUCUGGGACCUUACUUCCAGACCCUGAGUGUUCACCUUUUGGGUUUGAGCCUUUAUCACCUGCAAGUUCCCCAGAAUCCUUACCUUCCCUUCCAGCUUCGAUAGCUUUGGAACUGGACUCCACUCCUUCAGAGCCCACUUCCAAAGCAGAAGCAAAUGUAGAGGAACCGCAAAGCAAAGACCCUGUCGAAGCUGGAUCUGUGUUCAAAUGGCAUACAGUGUUGCCUCCACCCGAGCCAUACAUGCCCCCAUCAUUUACAACAUUUCAAGCCACAUCACAGCCCCCCCCAUUAGCAUCCAUCACACCGUCUUUAAUGCCUUCUCAGACUUCCUCUGACCCUGUAACGCAAACUCUUGACACUUCCGCAUCUGCCCUCCCUCCUGACCCUCCUCCAUCUUUUCAAGAGAAUGAACAGUCAUUGCCUUUUCCAGCUGAACUGUCCCCUCUGGCACUUCCAUUACCGCUUUCUCCAACCUUUUCCUCCUUGGGUGGAGACGGUUUGUCGCCCACGCCUUCGAUCACAGAUCUGGUUCAUUUCUUCUCCACCGAGGACGAUCUUGGAAUCGAGGUGGAGUUUUCGAACCCGGAGGUGGCGACCGAUUCCUGUCCGCCUCCUGUUACUGCAAUAGAACUGCACGAGCACGCUUCUUCUCAAGUGCCGCAAGCUCCAGUUAACAAACACUACAAGUGCAAGAAGAAGUCACAAAAACAAAAGGUUACCAAGGUCAAUGGCGGUAACAAGGCAAACAACUCGUCCUACGCCAGCAUGAAGCCGAACCUGGAGGAAGUGGAGGAGCAGUUAUUUAUCUCAUUCACGUCGAAGGAGGCUCUUCAACUCCAUAUCGGCGACUCCUCUGACGGCGUGGGACCAACAGUCCAACCCCCACAACCUCAGACGUCACCUGAAGACGAACCGCAGCAAACGACCCCAACAACUGCCAACGAGAGUGUGACGCAGAGAAUCGCUGCCUUUGAAAAGAUUCUCCUGAGAGACAUGAAGCUGAUGAAACACCGACAGGUCAUCCAUCCCGUGUUACAGGAAGUGGGUCUGAAGAUGAACCUCCUGGAUCCCACUCUGGCCAUCGACCUCCAGUACCUGGGAGUCCGUCUGCCCCUCCCCCCACCUGGACUCCACCUGGAGCCACCUGCGCAAAAUCAGAGCGUUUCUGCUGCAUUCGUGUCCAGAACCGGAAAAACCACCGAUGUGACUCAGAUUAAAGGCUGGAGGUCGAAGUUCAGUCCGUCAGAGGCUCCGCCCAACCCUGAAAGUUCCGUUCAAAUCGCCGCUGAUACAGAGGUACCGACGCACACGGACAGGCUCCAGCCCGCCGUCACAUCGUGCCCUGCGGCCGGGCCCAGUUCAGAACCACCGAAGAAGAACCUGUCUGCGUUCUGCAGCGACAUGUUGGACCAGUACCUAGAGAAUGAGGGGAAGCUGAUCGACGAACGCGCUGCCUCCUUCUCUCAGCCGGUGCCUGAACCUGUGGCGUACGAACUGCCGACGCACAGCACCAGCUACGUGCGAACCCUGGACAGUGUCCUGAAGAAGCACGAGGCCCCCUCCCCCACCGCUGACCUCAUAUCUGGGUUCAUCCCCCCCUCAAAGAGACCCCGGCUGACCCCCAAGGACCUGAAGGCCUCCAGGAGAGGAGAGAGGAAGCAGAACCCGGUCAAAGCCACCAGACACAGACCUAAACCCAACGCCACCCUGACGCCAACCCCCCCGAAGGAUCACACCAUCUACAGCUUCCCAAGAACAAAGAAGAACCCCCUGAAACUGAAGCUGGCACCAGACCUGUUGAUGAACCACACGGAACUGGGACCUGGACUCAUGAAGAGGAAACUGAAAACUAGGGCCCGGUCCCGGACCCUUGGCCUGUCCACAGGGGGGGUGGAGGACACGCCUCCUGGGGGGGGCGACUGUGAACCCACAUCCAACCCUCUGAUGACCCGAGCCCUGCUGAAGCAGAAGGACCUGGAGGACGGCGUGAUGUGGGGAGGGCGACCCAAGACUUUCAUCACUGAGGAGAGGGCGAGCGUGGCCCUGACGUCACUCUUCACGUUAAUGGGUUUCGUGAGUGAGAACCCAACAGCGCCCAUCCCGGUGGUCCGCCGCAGAGCUCCGCCCUGUCUCAACGCCUUCUGCCGCCUGGGCUGCGUCUGCUCCAGUCUGUCCCACUCCUUCAGUGUGAGUCACUGUGGACGGCCUCAGUGCAUGCUGGGAUGCAGCUGCCUCAAACAGAAAGUGGUUCUGCUGAAGAACCUGGAGGGGCCGGACUCCAGCCCCUCCCAUCACAGCCCAGGAAAGAGGAAGAGGAGGAAGAGGAGGAUGAAGAUGGCCUACGUUCUGAAGGAGGCGGACCACGUUUCCCAGCCUGCCGAGCGGGUCCGGACUCUGUGGAAGAGGGCCGGUGGUGAUUUUGAUCCAGACCCGGUCCAUGCUCCAGAACCAGCACCCUAUUCUCUGUCUGCUGAAAACACCGGAAAUGGAGGAAACGGUGGAAACAGCGGAAAUGGCAGCUGUGCCCGAGUCCGAGGGUUUCCAGCCCAGAAACACAAGCAGAAGCAGAAGAAGAAACAUCUGAAGAACGGCAGCCAACGUCCAUCAGGUGAAGCCCUGCCUCCUCCAGAGGACCCGCCCCCGAAGCCGUCAAAGCGCCUCAUCAUUAUGGCUGAGUGUAAGUGGGUGAGCGACGGUGACAGAGACCAAGUCCUGAUGCGACUCUGCGAAGCCAUGGCCCAGGACCAACUGGACCGGACCUUCUACCUCCAGAACUACCUGAUUGAGCCCCUGGGUCAGGUGGUGGAUGAUGACGAUGGCAGCCGCUGCAUCCAGUACAAGGUCCGCAUCUCCAGACCCAGAGCGGACCCGGAAGAACCAGCACGACCAGGACCAGGGUGGAAACACAUGAUGGAGUUCAGUGAGGCGGAGCAUGUGUUAGACUGUCAUGACCAGGGGGAGGGACAUGUGGGGGAGGCAGAGCCUUUGGAGGACUGGCAGCGAGAGGUAGAGGAUGACGUGGAAGAGGACCAGGUGCAUAAUGGGAAGGAGACAGACGGGGGUUCAGAGGAGAAGGAGGUGGCGAACACGGCGCUGCCAUUCCUCACAGGAAUCAGCCCCGCAGGGUUCCUGUCAGCCAAUAAGAAACAGCCGGGGGGGACGGACCAUGUGAUCCAGGUGAACGGGAAGCUGUACCCUCUGGCCAAGAUCCAGCUGGGGAAGAUGGGAGCGCUGCAUCCAGCCAACCGCCUGGCAGCGUACCUGACUGGACGAGCAGGGACCAGCAGGAGGAACCAGGGCUCGGCUCCGCCCACGGCAAAACCUGUGGAGGUCCAGUCCUCGUCCUCAGCUUCAUCUGAGCUCUCCAAACUCACCACUGAAACCACACCCAAGCAACCACCACCACCCCAGCCCACAUCUGCCCCAAAACCCACAUCUGCCCCGAAGCCCACAUCUGCUCCAAAACCCGCAUCUGCUGCGAACCCCACACCCGCCCUGAAGGCCACAUCAGCUCCGACGCCCACAUCUGCCCCGAAGCCCACAUCGGCUCCAAAGCUCCCAGACCCUCAGGUGCUCAUCAGAACGCCGGCCAAACAGGUGCUUAUGAUUCAGGUCCCCGGUCUUCAUGGGAAGGUCCCCCUCCAGCUCCCAGUGCCCCGCCCCCUGGCCCCACCUUCCACAGGUCAGAAGGUUUUGUUGCGGCCAGUAUCGGGUCAGACAUCGUCCGAAGUCAAGCUGUUCCGUAGAUCUGAUGGAAAACUGGUGCAGCUGAUCCCUGUGACUCAGCUGAGGCCCAUCCCACCUGCCCCACCAAACCCUUUGAGACCCGGUCCAGGCUCCUCCUCUUCUCCUACAGUCCUUCCUGCUGCUUCACUCCCCUUCAUCACCAGUAAACAGUUGACUCUAACAAAUGCUCCUGGCCCUGCCCCCUUGUCUGGACUCCAGUCCUUCACAGUGUCCCCUGGCUCCGCCCCCCUCCAGUCUGAAUCAGGAAACUUGUCUCAGAAGGGAGCCUGCACCUUUAAGGUCCUCCCGUCUAAGUCAGUGGUCCUUGCUUGUUCAGAGAGUUCAAAGCCCAGCGCUGCGCUAGCGCCGGGUGCCUUCACCCCCCCAGCCCCGACUCCAACCUUGACCUCAAACCCCACCCUCUUUUCUCUGAAGCCCUCUAAAGGUCCGGGGGCGGAGCCUGGCAUCCAAACCGUGAUGGUGGCAAGCCACAAACCUACUCGUUCUCGAGAAGACCCUGACGCGCCAAAGACUCAGGCUCUGCCCCCAGUCACUCCCCUGGGGUCAGAGGUCAGGCAGGAGCUGGCCUGUGACCUGCAGGACCUGGACAUCAUCUGUGUGGACGAGGAUAUGCUGGACCAUGUGGAGAACAACGACGUGGAACCGGUAGACUCGUCCAGCGAGGAGACAGAGAACUCAUCAGAUUUCAGCGACGAAUCCGACAGUGAGGACAAGAAAAACCAGAGGCCACACCCCCCGCGUCGUGAUCACAAUGAGUCGGAGCGGCAGCGGCGGAGGCAGAUCCGGAAGCUGUUUGACGGUCUGAAGGCUGAGGUGGGACUGACGGACAGCAAAACGUCCAAGGUCUCAACUCUACAGAAGGCCAUUCUGGUGAUCCAGCAGCUCCGAGCCACGGAGGCGGGUCUGAAGAGGAGGAAGAAGAGUCUGAUGAAGCUGAGGAACACCUACCUGGACACUCUGACCGCACCCACAGAUGAACAACAGGUGGAGAUGCCGAACCACAGAGGGGGCGGAGCCAGAAGGAGGAGGCAGGCCGACAUAGAUGUGGUGGAGGUGGUGGAUCUGCUCAGCGAAUCAGAGCAGAUGGAGAACCCCUGCAGUGAGGAUGCCGCCGCCGUCACCAAGGCCACCGGCAUUGCCAAGGUCACCAGCGUUGCCAAGGCAACCAGCAUCUGGUCUUCGAGCAGUGAGGACGAGCAGAACUUCAGCACCAAACUGCAGAGGAGGAUGAGGAGGAUGAUGAAGGACGUGGACGCACAAAACGGUCUGAACUCCAGGUUGGACGAAGCUGCAGCCUUCGACACCCUUGGCUCAGUCCUCAACGUCCAAACGUCUGAGAAGCAUCUUCUGUUGGACAAGGCAUGUACAGAAGUGGAGGUUCUGCACAGUCUGAUGGAGAACCUGAAGAAGCAGAAGUACAGACUGAAGCAGGACAGAGACGCUUACGUCACACAGAUCUCACUGCACUCAGGUAAAAGUGAGCAGACCAUCCUGCGGAAGCUGCACCACCUGUCGUCCAAACAGAACAAACUGGAGAAGCUUAGAGCGGCCAAUCAACAGUCAGCGUCGGGAGGGGGUGGGGCCCACAUUCAAGACUCUGCCUCAGUUGCGCGUCCACAGACUUCACAGGUUCAUCCCGCUCAGGAAAUCUCAGUCACGCCCACCUGUUCGCCUCUCGUCCAAACCAACGCUCAGUGUGUCGUGUCCGUAUCGAAGCCGACGCCUGCUCAUCCUGUUGUUUCCCACAAUGCAGCGGUGUUUAGGGACCGCCCAAGGACGAUCCCCAACAUCCUGAGUCGCAGUAAGAACCCUCUGCGCUCCACCCCCCCCACUGUGAAGACUGACACUGCUCUGCCCAUCCAAACUGUGGCACCAGCAAGUGUUCUUUCAUUGGUCAGCACAGCGUUACCGGGGCAACAGGUCCUUGCCCUAGGCCCCCUGGUGACAGGACAGACGGUGCUGCAGACCACGCCCACACCAGACAUGACCUCAGUGACCCUGAACAUCCCUAGUCUGACCAAUCAGCAGAUCCAUCUGACUUCAGUACCCCACCCCCCGCCUGAUGCAAAUGUCAACCACCUGCUGCAGCUGGCUCCGCCCACAGUCCUGCCCACUCCUGCACCUGUACCUGUGUCCACCUAUCCGACGCUACCAGAUCUGCCUCCAUCAGCCCCAACUCCGCCUCCUCCUCCUCCUGCUGCUCCGGUGGUCUCUGGUGGAUCCAGUCUCACCUCGGACCAGGAUCAGGCCCCUCCUCCUCAGAGCAGUGGGCAGGGCCUGGAUGACUCCUCUAAGGACAGUCUGACGUCUCUUCUGAAUGAGAUUGUCUUCCUGAACCAGCAGCCCGUCUCCACGGUGACAGAGGAGGAGGAAGAGGGCGGGGCCCAGGAGCAGGGCCGUGCCCCCGACGGCCCCUGGCUCCUUCACCUGGACGAGGACUCGGAGGGGGAGGAGCCAGGGGCAAAUGGACACCUGUCUGAGUCGGCCCAGAGCUCUAAUGCGGCUGCUUUAGCCCCGCCCCCUCUGCUGCAGAUGCGGGUAGGGGGCAGGGCAAAUGAGUCAGCAGCUCCGCCCAACAGUAGCAUCAGCUCAUUGGAGCGGGAGGAAGGGGGCGUGGCCUGGAGGCCGAUGCCGAGGCUGGUUCCUUUGGGUCUCAGAGGAAAUCAGAACCAGGUCUGAGCUCCCCUCGUCUGUAACCACGGCAACGGACGGAUACAUGACCAACGGUGGUUGCCAUGGAGAUGUGGAGGUCACAUUUUCAGACAAAACAUUGGACUCAAAACCACAAAACGAUCCAAAGAUGUGAAUGUUCAGAACCGGGUCACGGACCCAGAACUGAAGAAUGAAACCAUGACAACGAACGAAGUCGAAGCUCAGACAAAACAGAAUGACGCAGAAAAACCUUGGAGUGUUUGUUUUCUGUCAGAUGUCGUCGAGUUCGGUCUCCAGAGCCCUGAAGCUCAUUGGACAUCGAAGCGGGUUACGUGACCCGGCAGAAGACGCUGCUGUUUGUUUUUGUUUUUUUAGGACUUGUUUGUAUUUUUGUACGAGUUGAACUGAUGUAAAUAAUGUGAAGACGACACUGAUGCAAAUAAAGAUAAAGAACGAGGCUUCGUGAC